Messenger RNA from Diplodia corticola, 1518 nucleotides. Its product is annotated as mfs sugar transporter. The transcript is spliced from 5 exons. Gene Ontology annotation, biological process: carbohydrate transport; transmembrane transport. The record is from RefSeq and is a predicted model, not a curated record. Gene Ontology annotation, cellular component: membrane. Gene Ontology annotation, molecular function: carbohydrate:proton symporter activity. The coding region runs from base 1 to 1518 and encodes 505 amino acids. NCBI's taxonomy places the organism in Eukaryota, Fungi, Ascomycota, Dothideomycetes, Botryosphaeriales, Botryosphaeriaceae.
AUGGCUCUCCCUCCGAAAUGGUACCAGUUCCUGGUCUGCGUCUUCGCCUCGCUCGGCUCCGUGCUUUACGGCUACGACUUGGGUGUUAUUGCAGAGGUCAUUGCCAGCCAGUCCUUCACGAAGAUGUUUGGUGACAAUGAUAACGAGCACGGAGCCGUCGUCUCCAUCUUCACCGGUGGCGCCUUUUUUGGCGCCAUGUUCGCCGGUGUCACCAACGACCUGAUCGGACGUAAACUGACCAUCCUUACUGGCUCUCUGGUUUUCUGCUUGGGUGGCGGUCUGCAAACCGGUGCUCAGACAAUUGAUUACCUGUACGCUGGCCGUUGUCUUGCCGGAGUCGGCGUCGGUUUCCUCGUCAUGGUCGUCCCUUUAUACCAAGCCGAACUGGCCCAUCCCAGCAUCCGUGGUCGAGUGACCGCUCUCCAGCAGUUUAUGCUUGGAAUUGGCGCUCUCGCUGCUUCUUGGAUCUCCUGGGGAACAUACAUUGGCUAUGCCGAAGACGACAACCGCCAGUGGCGCGUCUCCCUCGGUAUCCAGGUCGUUCCGGCCGCUCUGCUGGCCCUCCUUAUCCUGCUAUUCCCCGAGUCUCCUCGCUGGUUGAUGGACCAUGGAAAGCCCGAGCUGGCUUUGAAGACCCUGGCACAAUUGCACGCUCAUGGCGACGAGAACGACGCAUGGGUGCGCGCCGAGUUUGAGCAGAUCCAGGAGGCCAUUACCAUCGAGCAUGAGCACGAGGCCAAGUCGUACUUCGAACUGUUCACCGACAAGUCCUGCUUCCGCCGCCUCUUCAUCGCUAUCUCUUUGCAGGCAUCCGUCCAGAUGACUGGUGUUAGCGCCAUCCAGUACUACUCCGUCGACAUCUACGGUCAAAUCGGCAUUGCCGGAGACGACACGCUCAAGUACCAGGCCAUCAACUCUAUCAUCGCUCUCGUUGCUCAAUUCUUGACCAUCCUCUUCAUUGACAAGACCGGCCGCCGCUGGCCGCUCAUCUUCGGCAACUUGGGCAACAUGGUGACCUUCAUCGUCGCCACAGCCCUGCUUGCCGUCUUCCCCCCUGGUUCCAGCGGCAAUCUCUCUGCCGGUUGGGGCUUCAUCGCCAUGACUUGGCUGUACAAUUUCUGCUUCUCUUGCACGUGCGGUCCUCUCUCUUGGAUCAUUCCCGCCGAGAUCUUCGACACUCGCACUCGCAGCAAGGGCGUCGCCAUCGCCACUAUGACUUCGUUCGCCUUCAACACCAUGAUCGGCCAGGUCACGCCCAUCGCCCUCAAGGCCAUCGGCUGGAAAUUCUACAUCCUGUUCAUCGUCUGCAACUUCACCAACGCUGUCUACUUCUGGGCCAUCCUGCCCGAGACCAAGAAGCGUCCGCUCGAGGAGAUGAACUACCUGUUCACGAACGCGCCGCUCUUCGUCCCUACAAUGGAUAUGUCUGUUGUCCAGACGAACGAUCUCGAGCGCAGAGCCGAGGAGGUGGAGCGCAAAGGCAGCAUCGUGCGACAGCAAGAGGUGGUCGGACACUAA